AUGGUACUGAACAAAAACAAAGGUACCGAGAUAUCCAUGGACGACGCUUUGCGAACAUACCAGCUCGAAUACGAUCAACAUACCACGAAGCAGUACCAGCAGAACUACAUUGACAUUCAAGGCGACAAGCAGAGCAUUUUGAAGUACAUGUACCUACAACUAUAUAGUAUCAUCGCUAUAAUAAAGGAAGAGCUGGAACAUACGAAGGAACCAAACAAAGAGAACCUAGAGAAGAUAUACAGUAACCUCAUGAAGGAAGUCGAAGAUUACCGUAUCUCGAUUGACGAAGCAACCUAUGUCCAACGAUAUGUCGAUGGUAAAUGGAUAUUACCCACCUUUACUGAGGUCAAGAACAUAAUACUGUAA
Molecule: messenger RNA, 366 nt
Organism: Bursaphelenchus okinawaensis
Lineage: Eukaryota; Metazoa; Nematoda; Chromadorea; Rhabditida; Aphelenchoididae
Source: the annotation of a GenBank genome assembly